This is a messenger RNA of Pipistrellus kuhlii (Kuhl's pipistrelle), 2426 nucleotides long. RefSeq names its product low density lipoprotein receptor class A domain containing 4 (gene LDLRAD4). Lineage: Eukaryota; Metazoa; Chordata; Mammalia; Chiroptera; Vespertilionidae. Gene Ontology annotation, molecular function: R-SMAD binding. Bases 1285 to 2262 code for a protein of 325 amino acids. Gene Ontology annotation, cellular component: Golgi membrane; early endosome membrane. The transcript has 8 exons. The record is from RefSeq and is a predicted model, not a curated record. Gene Ontology annotation, biological process: negative regulation of transforming growth factor beta receptor signaling pathway.
CGCGGGGUCCGGGCGGCCCACCUGCCGCACGGCGGCCCCCGGCGGCCUGGCCGCGAGCCGUCCCCGCGGCGGAGGGGGAUGGGGAGGGCGGAGAGCGCGGAGUUGGAGGCAGACACCGCCUCGGCGGCGGGCACGGUGACGGCCGCAGACAGACGGCGGCGGCGGCGGGAGACGGCCCCCUCCUGCGCGGGGAGGCGGGACACCUCCCUGGCGGCCGCGGCGCUGCACCCCCAGCCCCGAGGCGGCGGACCGGGCCGGGGACGAGCGGGCGAGCGCGACUGGCCCUGCCCGCCCCGAGCGAGCGAGCGAGCGACACGGCGGCCGGCGGCCGGGGAUCCCCUGCGAGCCGGGGAGGAGCCGCCGCCGCCAGACAGACUGCGAGUCCCCGGGAGAGGGAAAGGGGGGCGGGGAGCGCGCGGGGGGCCGGGGGGUGAGGUCUGCGGCUCUUAGAGCCCCGCGAGCCGCGCCCCCCGCCGCCGCGGCCCCGCGCCCCUCCCCGCGGCCGGCAGGCAGGCCCGGCGGCCCCGAGAGCCGCACUGCGGGCGGCCCGGCCCCGCUCCGGAGGGGCGGCCGCAGACUGGAUGCGGGACCUGGGCUGCUCGAGUGACGUUACAGCAGGAAUUGGGCAACAUCUGUGUGCCCUCAUCCACACGAUCCCUAAGUGGAUCUAGAAUUUCUUUCCCAAGUGCGGUUGUGCUAUCCAGUUUGCAAAAAGGCUCCAUCCCGUCCCCCCGCCCCUGGCCAGCCGCCCUCCCCUGUGCGGUGCGGCCACGGCCUCCUGGCUGAAGUUCUACAUUUGUAACAUCAUCUGCUUAUAAAACCAAGGACUGACACCAGUCUUCAUACAGCUUAAAAGAAAGAGGAGAGAGGCAAAGCACAGAGAGCAGCAGAUCAGACCAUACCGAACUCCACUGGAGCGUCUGAGCCUGAGACGUGAAGGAUGCUGGCUGCCGAGCUGCAGAGGAGGCCCCGGCUCUGAGGGGGAGAGCAGGUCUCACACACACAGCUUCCGCCCCUCCCGGGCUCACCAUGGCCUGCACUCUCUGGCUGGCCAGCUGACGUGACUGUGCCCCGAGUGUGCGCGUGCUGGACUGGGUGCUGUCCCAGGUACCGCCUGCUCUCUGGGAGCAGGGCAAGUGGGCAUCAGAUGCUACCCAAAGCUGGACCGGGCAAAGCAAUGGACUCCGACAAGCGAAGAUGGAAGUGACCUGAGGCCUCGCCCAGGCGGUUUCCUCUUUCCAGGACAGCUCAAUAGUCGGAGCACAGGCUUGUCUGGGGAGCAGUAUGCAGGAAGCUGGUUUUCAGGCCACAAAUGCUUUCACAGAGUGCAAAUUCACCUGCACCAGCGGUAAAUGCUUGUAUCUUGGCUCACUGGUCUGUAACCAACAGAACGACUGUGGGGAUAACAGCGAUGAAGAAAACUGUCUCCUGGUGACAGAGCAUCCACCUCCGGGCAUCUUCAACUCGGAGCUGGAGUUCGCCCAGAUCAUCAUCAUCAUUGUGGUGGUCACAGUGAUGGUCGUGGUCAUCGUCUGCCUGCUGAAUCACUACAAGGUGUCCACGCGGUCUUUCAUCAACCGUCCGAGUCAGAGCCGGAGGCAAGAGGACCGGCUGCAGCAGGUGCUGCAGCAUGAAACUAAUGAUUUUCUUGUGAUGUCCCCCUCCCUCCCCUGCCAGGAAGGGCGCCUGUGGCCUUCAGACAGCUCUGGUCCUCAGCCUGGUGGCUCAGAGAUCAUGUAUGCCCCACGGUCUCGGGACAGGUUCACUGCCCCGUCCUUUAUCCAGAGGGACCGGUUCAGCCGCUUCCAGCCCACCUACCCCUACGUGCAGCACGAGAUUGACCUCCCCCCCACCAUCUCCCUGUCUGACGGGGAGGAGCCGCCUCCUUACCAGGGGCCCUGCACCUUGCAGCUCAGGGACCCCGAACAGCAGAUGGAACUCAACCGAGAAUCUGUGAGGGCCCCGCCCAACCGGACCAUAUUCGACAGCGACUUGAUAGACAUCUCCGUGUACAACGGAGGGCCGUGCCCGCCCAGCAGCAAUUCGGGCAUAAGUGCCAGCACCUGCAGCAGUAACGGGAGGAUGGAGGGGCCGCCCCCGACCUACAGCGAGGUGAUGGGCCACUACCCAGGAGCCUCUUUCUUCCAUCACCAGCACAGCAGCACGCACAGCGGGGGCAGCCUGCCGCUUCGGCACGACGGCUCGGGGGGCACCGUGGUGCCCAUCCAGGGCAAGGACAGGAAGCCUGGGAAUCUCGUCUGAUCCUCCAGCAUGCACUCGAGCGGAGAAGAAGAGACCGAGGAUGAAGGAGGACUGCACAGCUCCUCGGCUCCCGGGCUCAGGGUUCAGUUUUACGUGCGACAACUAAGUAAAACCAAAUAUGCAAAUGUGGUCUUUGUUUCUGAUUCCUUCCAGGGGAAUUGCAU